UAGGCUUUUUCUUGUGUUUUGCUCUCUAUAUAUAUAAAAAACAAGCUUUUUACGAAAGAGAUCCAGAACUCAUCUGGGAAAAGUUAGAUGCUAAAAGGAUUUUGAUGAAAAUGAUUUCGGAGGCAGCUUCUUGUUUUCCUAACGUAUCUCAAGGUUGUUUGCAGAUGUAUCCUGGCAGCGAAGAUGAUGUUGCGACCACUCUUGAAGCAAGUUCGAUCUCAGAAACUCACUCAAAUUCUCUGCUUUAUAGUCUAUCCCUUCUCAAAGACAAGGUUCAUCAGGUUCAGUCUUUGGUUAGCCUCCUCAUCUCACCAAAUCACCAAACUCAGCCUGAGUCAACUUCUCUAGCCAUGGCCAAGAUGGGGACCAUGAUUCAAGAAAUCAUUGUUACUGCAUCUUCAAUGUUUUUCACUUGCCAGCAGAUGGCGAUUGGCUCAAACUCAGCAGCAGCCAACAAUAAUAACACCGAAGAAUUGCACCAGGCCGCUCAAGCUAAUAAGGUUCAAGAAAAUGGGUUACUGCAACCAAACUUCGGUGGCAAUAACAUAGGCGCAGAUAGAGGGCAAAGCUUCUUCUCUAGCGAAACGUUCGAGCCCUGGUAUGGUGAAAACUAUAACAACAAUAAGAAUAGUAAUCGAGGUAUGCUUGUUCUUGGUAACGGUAGCAACCAGAAGGUGGAAAGAAAAGGAUUUUCUCGAGUGCGUAGUGAGAAUACUGCAGAAGGGAAAUCAUUAGUCAAGAAUUACGAUAUAAUAGAAGUGGAUGCAGCGGAUUUACUAGCUAAGUACACUCAUUAUUGUCAAGUUUGUGGGAAAGGAUUCAAGCGUGAUGCGAAUUUGAGGAUGCAUAUGAGAGCUCAUGGAGAUGAGUAUAAGACUAGUGCUGCUUUGAGCAAUCCAAUGAAGAAUAGCAAUUCAAGUGGAAUCUUGGGAGAUAAUAAUGAAUCAUGGACGAAAUUGCCAAGGAAAUAUUCAUGUCCACAAGAAGGGUGUAGGUGGAAUCAGAAGCAUGCUAAGUUUCAGCCUUUGAAAUCCAUGAUUUGUGUGAAGAAUCAUUACAAGAGAAGCCAUUGUCCAAAGAUGUAUGUUUGUAAGAGGUGCAAUAGAAAGCAAUUCUCAGUGUUGUCUGAUCUGAGAACUCAUGAGAAGCACUGUGGAGAUCUCAAGUGGCAGUGUUCCUGUGGCACCACAUUUUCUAGGAAAGAUAAGCUCAUGGGUCAUGUUGCUUUGUUCGUUGGACACACCCCAGCAAUAACUUCCUUCACAAAGCCACCAGGAUGAGUCAUGCUCAGCUCUCAUUGAUCAAAAUGGCUCCUCAAUACAAAGUGGUAUGCUAAUUUAGAUAAUUUCCAUAGUGAUCGAUGUUUUUUUUUUGGGAAGAAAGGUCUGUACAUGAUA
Molecule: messenger RNA, 1397 nt
Organism: Hevea brasiliensis (rubber tree)
Lineage: Eukaryota; Viridiplantae; Streptophyta; Magnoliopsida; Malpighiales; Euphorbiaceae
Product: protein SENSITIVE TO PROTON RHIZOTOXICITY 2
Exons: 1
Coding region: 105-1280 (391 amino acids)
Biological process (GO): response to aluminum ion; response to acidic pH
Source: RefSeq, a predicted model, not a curated record